AUGAAUCAUUUAAAAAUAUUUUUAUUAGUCUGUUUAACAAUUUUAGUUUCCACGGUUGGUUCUAUGAGGCUAAGCGGUGAAAUCUCUUCCAAAGGUACCUUUACUCAAUAUAUUGGUAAAUUCUGUUACAAUGAUAAUGGUGGUAAUAUUAUAGUGGAUCUUAACUGGGAUCAUUAUAAUAUCGAUACUGCAAAAUUAUUAUUAUUCUCUGAUUCAAUUGAAAAUGUUUUAGAAAAAGUAGAGUCUUUAUCAUGUCAAAAUACAGUAACACCAAGUUAUGUGUUUAAUAAAUACUCUAAUCUUAGUAAAAUCUAUGAAGUAAAAGGACAACGUGAUAGAUAUUGGUAUUUGGUUAUUCAAAAUUGUGAAAAGUUUCCAAGUAAUUUAAACUAUGAUAUCAGUCUCUUAAAUGAUGGUGAUUCAUUUGAUAAAUUUCUCUCAGCUGAUCAUCAAUCUGUACCACAAGCUCAUAUUUUUUACUUUUUAUUCGGUAUGGUAUUAAUUAUGGUUUCAAUUGUAUGGAUUGGUCAAUACUUUAGAAGAAAUAAAUUAAAUGGUUGGGUAAUUGAAUGUUUAAUUUUGAUAAUGAUUCUAUCAUUAAUGUCUAUAUUUUUAUAUACAUUAAAUUGGAUUUAUAUAAUUUAUAAUUUACCACUUGGUAAAAAUAUUUUUGAAAUUGCAAAUUGGGUUUAUGUUUUAGCAAAGAAUUUAUUUUUCUUAUUGUUAAUUUAUGCUGGUCAAGGUUGGACAACAUCAAUUUAUUCUAAGUCAAAAUUAAGAAAUUGUAUCAAUAUAUUCUUAAUUGUAUUUAAUAUUUCAUUGGGAUGGUCAUUAAGUUAUAUUUAUGAUUAUUCGAAACCAGAUAUUAGACCAUACAAUUAUUAUUUAGAUUGUUUACCUGGAUACUUUUCUUAUGUUGCAUACGGCUUAUUAACGGUCUAUUUUAUUUAUUGCAAUAUAAUUUCCUAUAGAUCAUUAAAUGAUGCUGAGCCGGCUAGAAAAACAUUUUUAAAAAUUUUCACAUUGGUUUUCUCAAUAUAUAUGUUGAGUCCGAUUUUGGUUGGUAUCAUCUCCCAUUUCCUUGUGGAUUAUAUGAAAUUCAAAGUUUCAACUAUAAUGAAUCACACUUUGGAUUUCAUAUUUUACAUUACUCUAAUGGUGUUCUAUAGGCCUACAGCUGGAAAUAUUUUAGUAACAAAAUUAGUAAACCCUUAUAAUAUUGAAUUAAGAGAAAUUAAAUAUUAA
Messenger RNA from Dictyostelium discoideum AX4, 1245 nucleotides. RefSeq lists its product as hypothetical. NCBI's taxonomy places the organism in Eukaryota, Evosea, Eumycetozoa, Dictyosteliales, Dictyosteliaceae. The record is from RefSeq and is a predicted model, not a curated record. The coding region runs from base 1 to 1245 and encodes 414 amino acids. The transcript has 3 exons. Gene Ontology annotation, biological process: G protein-coupled receptor signaling pathway; response to pheromone.